Molecule: messenger RNA, 3572 nt
Organism: Fundulus heteroclitus (mummichog)
Lineage: Eukaryota; Metazoa; Chordata; Actinopteri; Cyprinodontiformes; Fundulidae
Gene: vstm4b
Product: V-set and transmembrane domain containing 4b
Exons: 8
Coding region: 68-1048 (326 amino acids)
Source: RefSeq, a predicted model, not a curated record
GAGAAGGAGGAAACCUGGGGACAAUUUUCUCGAGACACAUUUAACUCUGAGUUUCUGAAGGCUGCAGAUGUGGAAAAUGAAGAUCACCUUUCUGGUCUUUGCUCUGCUGACUCGAGCACUGUUUGGAGAUUUCUGCCUGGCCAUCAACGCCACCAUCACGCCGUCGCCCUUCACGGUGGCCCAGGAGGGUCAGAACAUCACGCUCACCUGCGUCGUUUCCCAGAGACGCCGCAACACAGCCCUACCCGUCGUUAAAUGGACGUUCCUGCCGGCGGGCGCGGACCGGCCCGAGGACGAACUCCUGAUCGCCCGGGUCAACAUGCGGAAGGCUCGCUUCUACGGGAACUACACGAAGAGUUUCCCCUGGGCAAAGUUUAAGCUGACAGUGGUGAAACAGGGGAAGAUCUUUGAGCUGCUCAUCCGCAGUGUCUCUGAAGGAGACAGAGGACUCUACAUGUGCCGGGUGCAGGAGUUUAAAAAGCACCAGGACCGCUGGAAGGCCUCAACCAACUACACCACUGCUACUGAGCUCAGAGUGCAUGUUCUGCCGACCACCGAGGCCAAGGAAAGCCUUUGGAGUUUGUUUGAAGAUGUGUACCUGUGUGCAGUGCUGAUCUGCUCAGUGGGUCUGCUGUGCAUGUGCAUGUUCACUGUGACCGUCACCUGCCAGUUCAUACACAGGAAGCAGAGGCUAAAAGAUCGGUACCACUUGGUUAAAAGCCCUCAGAACAGCUCAGGAGAGACGGUCACCAGCAUUGUCAGCGUUUCUCCGGCUCUUCCUAAGAAGGAGAGGAGAUACAGAAAGAAAAGGAGUAGAGACUACCAGGAGGAGAAACCGCCAGAGAUACCAGCAAAAGCCCCCAUCCAAGACAAAACCCGGAAACCCAAACUUUUAAAACCUCAACCGAGGAACGUUCUACUGCCCAGGAUAGUAGAGGAGAAUCUGACGUAUGUGGAGCUGGAUCUGGUGAAGCCUAUCCCAGAGACAGCAGCAUCACGGAGCGGGACUGUCUAUGCUCAGAUACUGUUUGAGGAGCAGCAGCUUUGAGACAGACACAAACCACUAAAACUGUGCCUUGUGUAAAAACUGUUGCCUAUUUAUACUGUUUUGUACUUUUUUUUUUAUAAAGAAUGGUUUGCAGUGAAGAAAAUGUGUAUUUUUUAUAUGAUGACAAACAUGUGGUUUUAUAGGAAUUUUGUACACUACAUAGUAACAUACAAUGUGACCUCUGUCUUUCCUGUGUUUAUGUUGGAGUGUUUGUCUUUAAUGUGCUUAAUUCCUGUGUAGCCCAAACUAACAACACAGUAGAUGACUUUUUAGGAUUGACUGUUUUAUUUGACAUUACAUUCAUACAGGAACCUAAAAUGGACUGAAAUCUGUGAAAAUCUGCAGAAUGUAGAGUGCCACGUAUUAUCGAUCUGACUUGCCAGGUUACCCCCUCCCUCACAUCAGGUCUCCCUUGCCUGGGCUAAGGUGAACUGACCUCCUUCACUAACCUAGGUGAGCUGUAGCUAUUAUUGUGGUCUGAAAGUCUUCAAGAGCAGUGAACCAUUCUUUAGCCCAACCCUGCACACGUAUUAAAAAAAGUUUUGAUGCAUUUCUACUGUUUGUGUACAUCACAAUGGGCCGUGUUUUCUCUGUUUUCACAAUUUGCAAACGGGUUCCAGCUGGAAGGAUUCAAAAACAUCCCAAUCUCUGUUGUCGGAAAAGUGAUACCUGCUUGUGUUGCAUGGGGAGCCCUGGCACAUGUGCAGUAUGACAGCAGUCAGUAGAAAUGAAUGUGCACAACAUAAUGGAUGCAAGCCAGUUAAAAAACCGCAGGGGUGGUUUUAUAACCUGAAGCAACUGCACCUCGUCGUCUGUCCAUAUAAACAUUUGAGUCCCUGACAUUCUGACAGUUGAUUUAGUGAAGGACUCUUCCAUUUGUCUAUUUUUUGGAAAUGUCCAAUGCGCACACAUGGAACCGACUGGAGGAUGUCUUCUAGCCUGGGGGCACCAUUGCGAUCCCCAGAAUAAACUGGAGGGUGAUGCUGAAUCAAUGAUCUCUGAUUUCAUGUCCAAACUAAACUCUGUUGCGGACAUUUUACAAAAAAAACACACUUUUAACUGUAAGGACUGAAUCAAUCAUCCAGUUGCUUUCAUUAAAGCUCAUAAUGAACUUUUAAAGGACACCCCACCCCCGCCCCCAGGGGGUUUGCACAUCUCACAGACUUUUUAACACAAUUUAUGAUUUGCUAAACCUUAUGUUGUUGUCUUUGGCACUUCUUCCACAAUAAUCCAUCCAGCUAUAGCCUUAUAUCUUUGAUAUUUCCCAUGAAAGUCAAUUCUUCCCCCAAGGGACUUGAGGGAAACCUUAUCCGAAGUAAACACAUUUCUGGAUGACUUACAAAAUUACUGGUAAACGUCAUCCUGGUUUGUAAACGUAUCCAUUAUCAAACGUCAUUUCUGUCUAAUGUGUUCACAGCACUAUUUUCUUCAAAGCAUCCGUGUUCAGUCUGUUUCUCUCUGUCAUGCUGCAAUUUAUUAUGACCACAGAGUUGAUUCAAACCAGCAAUUAGCUCCCGACCUCCCCCCAUGGGCAAGUAUGUGAGACCAUUUGAGCACUUUCAUCUGGCGCCAACGUCAACUCCACUGGCUGUCCGCGACACAUUUUAACAUGCAUGAGAAACAACAUUGGAGUUACAGAAAAAAAAGCACACCUGAUCUUUGCACAAAUAUACAUUAAGAAUUGUGUUUACACCGUUUUUACGUGAAUGUGUGUGAAAAAAAAAUUAGAUCCCCCUUCUUUUCCAUUCAAUGAUCUUUUGGACUCAGGCUUGGAACAGAAAAGGGAACACAGUUUCAAACACUGAAUUUGAAACCCAGACAAAGGCACCCAAUACCUCCCUUCCCCCAAGACUUUCACUAUCUUCACCGGCCUUAUCCAUGCAGCUGGUGUACUGCUCUCGGUAAUUGCUGCCUUCACACUAAGGCUCUAAAGUUUUAUCUCAAAGGGGAGGUUUUGGCUCAUUUCCUGUCAUCAAAAAUGAACUGAACCAGCAGCUGAUUGUUUACCAGUUCAAGUUUCUGAGUUACCACAUUUCUCAUUAUGUAUAGUGACUGAAUGGAUGGUACUGGCCGUCUAAGAAACGAAUAUGUAAUGUGUAAAUACUUUGUUUAAUGAAAUGAAGACAGCAGAGUUAUAUGAAUGUGCAUAAUAACAGUAGACACCUUUUCGUUAUCUAACGUUUUGUAGCAAAGACCUAGAUUUGAUGUUUGUGAGAGGGGAACUGUCUAUAUUCUCUCUAUAUAAAAUGAGUGACCUUUUCAUGGCUGGUAGAACUGUCAUAAAAAUGCUUUUAGACUGUGAAAAGUAAAGUUUCUUCCAAACCACAUAGUCCAUAGUGGGCGUCUACUAACUACAACCAUAUGUGUGAACUGUGCCUCUGUGCCACCUCUCCCUUUCCCUCUCUCUGCCCUCCACCGAAGCUCAGCAUUCUUCUGCAUUCACACAUUUCUGCUUGUGUCCGUGUUGUAGGAGCUUGUAUAAAGAAGUAAAAUAAAUAGCGUAAAAAGGUGGAUCCAAGCAAAA